This is a messenger RNA of Ilyonectria robusta, 2190 nucleotides long. Its product is annotated as P-loop containing nucleoside triphosphate hydrolase protein. Gene Ontology annotation, cellular component: cytoplasm; membrane; microtubule. The record is from RefSeq and is a predicted model, not a curated record. Gene Ontology annotation, molecular function: microtubule binding; GTPase activity; GTP binding. The coding region runs from base 1 to 2190 and encodes 729 amino acids. The transcript has 3 exons. NCBI's taxonomy places the organism in Eukaryota, Fungi, Ascomycota, Sordariomycetes, Hypocreales, Nectriaceae.
AUGGGUCGCAUCGACGGCAGCUCUGAGGCCCUGCAGCAACUCCGCGCUGAGCUGGAGCCGAUCCAUCGCGACUUCUACCGCCUCGAUGCCCUGACGCUGCGACGCGGGCUGCGGCUACCGCGUGUGGCCGUUGUUGGAGAGUUGUCCAGCGGCAAGUCGUCCGUCUUGGAGGCAUUCACCCACAUCGACUUCCCCGUUGGAGCAAGUCACGGGACCCUCUUCACCACGGCCGUCAUUCUCCGCUGCACCUCGGUGGCCAAGGCCGAUGCCAAAAUCACCACCGGCGACAAGAGCAUCGCGUCGGGCACCAGGAUUCAACCUCUCAAGGGGAGCGGCGCAGACCAGCGUGACCUCGCCGGCGUCAUCGCGGACUCCAAGUCGUUCUUGAAGAUCGAGGAUACCGACGCCUGCUACCCGCAACACGGCCUCUACGUCAAGAUUUCCGGGCCCAAUCUACUGCCGCUGUUCAUCACGGAUCUCCCCGGAAUACGCUGGCAAGCCAAAAACCAGCAGGAUGCCCUGCUUUGUCGGGAGCUGGCCGGCCGGGAGAUGCUCAACCCAGACGUCACGAUCCUCGCCGUGAUCCCGGCCCAAGACAGCCCCAACGCCUUCAGAAUCCUCGACAUGGUGAGGCAGUAUGAUCCAAAGGGCGAGAGGACACUAGGGAUCAUCACGAAACCUGAUACGGCCUUUUCGCAGGCGGAACAGAUCAAGUUCGCAAAGGUCGCCAUAAAUAUGGAUCCCGAAUACAAACUUGGCCUGGGCUGGCAUAUACUACGCAACCGGUCUCCAUCAGAGUUGGGGACUUCCUCGCAAGAACGCGAUUACGUUGAAAGCGAGUUCUUUCGCUCUGCGCCGUGGUCAUCCAUCCCGCCCCAGGCACGCGGCGCUUGGAUGCUGCGUGUCCGGCUCAGCCAGAUCUUGCAGGACUCGAUCAAAAAGAGCUUCCCGGAACUAUCUAAGGCUACAGAGGAGAAACUGCAGGCCAUUGGCGCGCGUUUAACACGGCUUGGGCCGUCUUUAUGUAGCGUCGACGAGGCGAGAAACUACAUGUUCAAAGUUGCCGCCCAUUUCCAGAUUCUGGCGGCGGCAGCUCUCCGCGGCGACUACAGCGACGGCUUCUUCGGCGAGAUUACUUUUGCCAACGAGUCUUCUCCAUCUGAGGACUCUCGUGUGAGAAAACUUCGCACUUUAUUGAGCGACCUGAAUAGUGCCUUUGCGCUUGUGAUGGUUACGAAGGGUGCACAACGGCACAUUACUGAUCUAGAACGCCUCCAUGAAGACGAAGUGCACAUCUCGCCGCACUUACAACCUCUUGUCGACUUUUACCACCACGAUGAUCCCAUUUCCACCUCGAGGAAUGAGCUUGUGUCUCAAGUGGAGCACAUGCUAUCCCCCAACACUACAGGCGUAGGAUCGGUAACAGAGACAGUGGUCUCAAGUCUCUUUCGUGAGCAAUCAUCCGCGUGGAAGUCAAUAGCAACAACAUACCUUGAACUCACCAAGAGUUCAGUGAAGGCUUUUGUUGAAGCGGCCCUGGCCCAUAUAAUUGGGACUGACAAUAGGGCGUUGGGCGAAGUGCUCAAGAUAUUUGUGGAUCCGUUCUUGGAACGGCAAAGCCAGAAGCUCGCAGGGAAGUUGAAAGAGCUGCUCAAUCAUUACAACGAGGGCCAUCUUCAGCCACACGAUACUGACUUCCGGCGCAUACUCCUACAGGGUCGAAGGGGCAUAGAGACCCAAUCUGUCCUUCAAACCCCAGUCUCGACGACGGAUCAAGAAGCCUGGAGCAUUACUCGAUCCAAUGCGGAAUCAGUCGUAACUGAAAUGACGAAGUACUAUAACUUUGCCCUUCAAACAUUUACAGAGAAUGUCAUCAUUCUUGGAGCUGAGAACUGCCUUGUUUCACAAGUGCUGGAGAUACUAAAUUUGGAUCGAGUUCUUGAGCUCAGCGACGAUAAACUAGCGCUCUUGGCCACCGAGCCACUGGAGACGACACAAAGGCGAACUGAGCUCCAGCAAGAGUGCAGUGUCCUGAGAGCGGCGCUGAAGGCCUGCCAAAAGUACCAAAACCGCGGCUUUUCAGGAAUACCCGUCGCAUUGCGGGAAAUGAAGCCGGCUGACAAAGUCACGGGCUUUCCUGCUCAACCUUCACCCAACCCCCAACCGAAAGAGAUAUUCGAAGUUGAAUGA